Molecule: messenger RNA, 2088 nt
Organism: Acanthocheilonema viteae
Lineage: Eukaryota; Metazoa; Nematoda; Chromadorea; Rhabditida; Onchocercidae
Source: the annotation of a GenBank genome assembly
AUGGUUUCACACGAAAAUUUAAAUUUGAUCCAUGAUGAAGAGUAUCGACAUUUCUGCCGAAAAUCAUCUUUUCAAAGAGGAGAUCUUUAUGAAAGUGUGCAAAUUAACAAAGCAGAACGAAAUGAAUUUAUUCUGAUACAGGCAGCAAAAGUAAAGACGAAUUGCAACUUUCAACUUACCGCUGUCUCAAAUUCAAACGAACAAAUUGUUGUCCACAACAUUUUCCCCACUGAUCAUCUCAAUCAAAACGUCAUCCUUUUGGUAGCAUGUAGUAAAUUACUGCGUCAAGCAAAUUAUUUCCGCGUUUGGUACCAUGGUGGCGGAAUUUUACGGAAGAAACCGCUCGACGAAUCAGAAGGCUUAAAAUAUGUACAAAUCGAACCGGAACCUAAAUGUGCAAUAGGAAAGAAAAAAGAAACGAAACAAAGUGCAGCAUUUGUGCAUCUCACAAUGUUACGAGUGCGAUUACCUGUUACCAAUAACACCGAACAGAUAUGGAAAAACAUCGGUGAAGCCACUGAUAUGCAACAACCAAAAUUCCGUUCAUACGGUAAUGAUCAUCAUCACGGAACGGUUUUGAUCAUGGAAGCAGAUUUGAAGGAGCUUUUGGGUACUUCAUCCUCUAUUGGGAAUCAUUCAUUUAGACGAAAUGUACCCACGGGAACGUUACGUAACGAGGAUUUCCGUCAACUUCUGACAAAGAAACUGGUUCAGACAUCUGGAAGUGCAAACGGAGGACCGCAAACACAGCCUACUCAUUCAUUCAGUCAUCGACAAGCUGCUGAUUCGAAAAGAGGCCAUAGUAGUGGUGUCAAGACAAAGAAACAAAAAGAGCGAAGUAGUAUGGAUGGUGAAGACGACAUAUUUGGACCAUCAAAUUUGAAUGAAAUUUUAAAAAAUUAUCGUGAUCGAGCAGAAGAAAGACGAAAAGGAAUUGGAAAAGAUGAUAAUAUUGAUGAUUUACACGCAAAUAAUGCUUACCGAGCAGUACCUAGUGAUGUACGUGCAACAGCUGAUGCUGCACAACGUAGGAAACAGGCAAUCCAGGAAAGUAAAUAUCUUGGUGGUGAUAUGGAACACACUCAUUUAGUGAAAGGUUUGGACUACUCAUUGCUGCAUAAAAAAGACAGUCAGAAAGGUGAACCACAGUCAGAUAAUCGGAUGGUUCGAAAUAUUCAUCGGACGGUGUUUCAGAAUGAACUUCCUGCAUGCAAUGAAUUGUUUAGGAAGGGUCGAAUGGCUUAUGUGGUAGAUUUGGAGGAGGAAGAUAAUGAUUUGCCUACUACACUGUUACGUUCCGUUCAUGAUUGUCCAGCAACGGAAAGUACUCAUGAUAUCAACACCAGUAAUAUGCUUAUUCAGAAACUUACACAAGUUCUGUCAUAUUUGCGCACCGAUACGCAGAAAAAAAGAAAAAAAGUCGAAGGUACAAAUGACGAACAUGCCAAGAUAGCAUCACAACCGAUAUUUGAUGAUCAGCGUGAUUUUACUACUCCCAGGAAUGAUCGUGAUCGAGAACGGCGAGAUCGGGAUCGAAAACGUCUGAAACCUUCUUCAUAUUUUGACGAUCGUGAAGCAGAUCGUGAUAGAGAUAGGAAUCGUGACCGCGAGAGAAAUCGUGAAUACGAAAGAGCAAGAGACCGGGAUCGAGAUCGAGAACGUCGUGCGCGAGACGACGAAAGACGUGGCGAACGUCGGGAAAUAGUAAAAUUGGUUGAGAAUGAUGCACCACCAGAAAAGAAGAAAAAAGUACCCAUGGAAACAGAAGGUUAUGCGGAAUGCUAUCCAGGUGGUAUGUAUGAAGCUGCCGGAGAAAGCGAUGACGAGGCUGAUUAUUCAAAAAUGGAUAUGGGAAAUAGACGAGGUCCAGUGAAACGUUGGGAUUUUGACGACCACGAAGAUUAUGAAAAGUAUAUGGAGUCGAAAGAAGCUAUGCCGAAAGCGGCAUAUCAGUUCGGAGUGAAAACAAAUGAUGGACGGAAAACAAGAAAGAGUGCUCCAGAUCGAGAAAAGCAUAAAUUGGAUCGUGAAUUCUCCGAAAUAACUAAAAUACUUGAAAAGCGAAAAAUAGACAGCCAUAGAUCGUAA